This is a messenger RNA of Leptidea sinapis, 2539 nucleotides long. Its product is annotated as probable peroxisomal acyl-coenzyme A oxidase 1. Bases 500 to 2521 code for a protein of 673 amino acids. Gene Ontology annotation, molecular function: fatty acid binding; FAD binding; acyl-CoA oxidase activity. Gene Ontology annotation, biological process: fatty acid beta-oxidation using acyl-CoA oxidase; lipid homeostasis. Lineage: Eukaryota; Metazoa; Arthropoda; Insecta; Lepidoptera; Pieridae. The transcript is spliced from 12 exons. The record is from RefSeq and is a predicted model, not a curated record. Gene Ontology annotation, cellular component: peroxisome.
AUUUCUCAACCUCUUGCUAGGUACUUUAACUGAUAAUGAUUACAUAGUGACCACAGUUUUAGUGCCCGAAUAGUGUUGUGUGUUUUGAUAAUAAUCGUGCAACUUGUAUUUUUUAAUAAAAUUAAGUUUUAACUGACUGCAUUUUACGUAAAUUUAGCACAGCGUUUGAAUUAAUAUCAGCAUGACUACGAAUUAUUGUCAAUGUGUGUGUAAUUAAGUGUAUGAUAAUGAUUGCAGGCAGAGUGACCAAACAGGUUUAGCAUCGGAUAGUGUAGUGUUGUGUUUUGUUAUGAAUCACGCAACUUUUAUUUAACAAUGUUAAAUUUAAAAUUUGAGCUGUUUGCAUUUUGCGACAAUAUAGCAAAGCGUAUGAAUUAAACAUUCACACACAAUCAAGAUUCAAGACUGGGUUUAUUUAAUAUUAAUAGUUAAUACCUACUAGGCACCCAGUACUUACAGUACAGAGUACAGACACAGUUGCGUUUUAGAUUCCGUGCCAAUGACACGUUCCGAUAAGAAAAUGGAAAUAAAUAAAGACUUACAAAGAGAACGUGAGAAAUGCACGUUUAAUAUCGAAGAAAUGACAUCUUAUAUCGAUGGUGGCCAAGAGAAUACAAAGAAAAGGCGAGAAACAGAGGCCGUCCUGUCUAAACCUGAAUUCUGCAAUGAUUCGUCGCAAGAUUAUCUAAGUCACACAGAGAAGUACGAGCUCGCUAUCAAACAAUCAGUGGAACUUUUUAGUUUACUUCGAAAAUUCCAAAAUGAGAGAAAUUUUUCUAUCACGGAUGAUGAUUAUCGAGAUGUGUUGACGUCAUUGCUCGGGUCUUCCACAAUGCGGGAUGGAUCACCAUUAGGCGUGCACUACAUUAUGUUUAUGCCGGCCAUCCUCUCCCUGGGCACCAGCGAGCAGCAGAAGUAUUGGCUACCGAGGGCGUGGUCGUGUAGCAUUAUCGGUGCUUACGCCCAAACCGAGUUGGGACACGGUACAUUUAUUCGCGGGCUGGAGGCGACAGCGACGUACGAUCCGACUACCCAGGAGUUCGUAUUGAACACUCCCACAUUGACCUCGUACAAGUGGUGGCCUGGAGGAUUGGGUCGUACAGCCAACUAUUGCAUCGUCAUAGCACAACUGUACACAAAAGGCAAAUGCCAUGGCGUCCAUUCAUUUAUCGUGCAAGUUAGAGACGAGGAAACUCACCAUCCUCUAUCUGGAAUCAAAGUUGGUGACAUUGGUUCCAAAUUAGGAUUAAAUUCCGUUGACAACGGAUAUCUAGGACUAGACAAUGUCAGAAUACCUAGGAGUCAUAUGCUGAUGAAACACGCUCAAGUUUUGGAAGACGGGACGUAUGUCAAAUCCAAAAAUAGUAAAUUGAACUACGGUGCUAUGAUGUUUGUAAGGACAGUUAUAGUCCGUGACACGGCGAACUUUUUAUCAAGAGCUGUUACAAUUGCUGUAAGGUUUUCGGCUGUGAGGCGACAGUGUCAGUUAAAAAGUGGGGAGCCGGAAUGUCAGAUAUUGGAUUACUUCACUCAACAGCAUAAGUUGUUUAUUGCGAUAGCGACAUGCCACGCGAUCAGAAUCUCGGCGAACAAGCUCUGGGAAACCUACAACGCUUUCAACGAAGAACUCGAAGCCGGAAGCCUGGAGAAACUGCCCGAAUUGCACGCGCUAGCUUGUUGCUUGAAGGCGGUGUGUACGUCGGACUCCACAACGCUGAUAGAGCGGUGUCGACUGGCCUGUGGAGGUCACGGCUACAUGCUGUCCUCCAACCUGCCUCUCACAUACGGCCAGGCCACAGCCGCUUGCACCUACGAGGGAGACAACACCGUGUUACUGCUGCAGACGGCAAGGUUUUUAGCAAAAACCUGGCAAAGCUUAGAUGCGGUGAAAUUGACGCCAACCGUAGCUUAUUUGAGAAAUACCAGAGAAAAAGGUUUUCUCAAUAAAUGGGAGAAUACCAUCGAGUGUAUUAUACGGGGAAUGCAGGUUGUGGCGAUGAGGAAGAUUCAGACAAGUGUGGAGAUGCUGGAGCACCGCGUGUUAUCAGGCAUACCGAUGGAGGACGCAUGGAACAUGACUUCAUUACAGUUGGUGGCUGCUGCGGAGGCGCAUUGCAGAGUUAUCAUAUUGUCAUCAUUUUACGAGAACUUAAAUAGAGUUCAGACAACCUCAUCACCUGAGUUGAAACGGGUUUUGAACCAAUUAGUCGAGCUUUAUACUGUCUACUGGGCUCUUGAAAAACUUGGGGAUCUACUGCAGUGGGUGCCUAUAAGCCAGAAAGACAUUGAAGGAUUAAAAUUAUGGUACGAACAGUUAUUGGAGAAGCUGCGUCCAAAUGCUGUAGGCCUGGUCGAUGCUUUCGAUUUAAGGGAUGAAAUAUUACGGUCAACAAUAGGCGCGUACGAUGGCCGUGUCUACGAACGACUAAUGGAAGAAGCUCUGAAGAAUCCAGUAAACGCUGAACCCGUCAACAAAACCUACCACACAUAUCUAAAACCUUUUAUGAUGGGGAAAUUAUAAUCUGCAGUAAGCCUUUAA